UUGACAGCAGCCAGUUCUUUUCCGAGUAAUAAAAAUGAAAUAGCCUCCACGGCGCUGGUUGUUCAUAGCCUUGGUGGAUUACUGUACCUGCAACACGUGACACACAAUGGAGAGGGAAAUGAAAGGAAAUGCUGCUCAGCCCCUAACAUGCAAUAAUGACAGUGAAAGCAGGAUUGACCCCUAUGGCUUUGAGAGGCAUCAUGAUUUUGAAUCCUAUAAGGAGAUGAUGAAUGAGUAUGUAGCUGUCCUCAACAGAAGGUCCAUAAGAUGGUCCAAGCUCCUUCAAGAGAAACCUCAUGUAGAGAAGAAUUUGACAGUGAAGAGGUAUGUGCGUAAAGGUGUGCCUAAUGAGCACCGUGCCAGGAUAUGGAUGGCAGCUAGUGGUGCCCAGGAACAACUGGAGAGUAGCCCAGGGUAUUACCAGUCCCUGCUGUCAAUGGAGCAUGACACCAAGCUGAAGGAAACUAUUCGUACAGAUAUGCACAGGACCUUUCCUGACAAUGUCCUCUUCAAGAGCAAAGCCGAGCCAAGCCUCCAGAGGGCUCUAUACAAUGUGCUGCUGGCCUAUGGACACCAUAAUAAGGAAGUGGGGUACUGUCAGGGCAUGAACUUCAUUGCAGGAUACCUCAUCAUCAUCACCAAAGAUGAGGAAAAAUCCUUCUGGCUCAUGGAUGCGUUGUUGGGCAGGAUACUCCCAGACUACUACAGCCCGGCCAUGUUGGGCCUGAAGACAGACCAGGAGGUUCUUGGGGAGUUGGUGAAGGCUAAAGCCCCUGCAGUAGGACAGCUCAUGGCCCUGUAUCCCGGCAUAUGGACCCUGGUUGUGUCACGCUGGUUCAUCUGCCUCUACAUAGACAUACUCCCAAUUGAGACAGUUCUGCGGAUCUGGGACUGUCUUUUCUACGAAGGCUCCAAGGUUCUUUUCCGUGUCGCACUGACGCUCAUUAUUCACCACCAACCGGAGAUCCUGAGAGCUCGCUCUUUGCCCGAUGUGUGUGAGUGCUUCAAACAGAUCACCUGUGGAGCCUUCACUCUGGACUGCCACACCUUUAUGCAGAAAAUCUUCACAGAACCUGGGAGUCUCUCAAUGGCAACUAUUGAUAAACUGAGAGAGAAAUGCAGACAACGAAUCCUGGAGGAAGAGUCCAGACAGCCAUAAAGCUUUGGAUUCCCCAUUUACUAUCAGGACCUUUGGAUGUGCUGAAGCUUCUCAACUAAUGUCAAAAAUGUUGAACCUUGUCUUUUGCUGAGGGUCCCGUGGUCCCCUGCAUUUAUUUGCUGCUAUAGAUGCUUCAAGAUCUUCACACCUGACGCUUUGUUUGAAGUGUUUAAAUCUGUCAUAUUAUUUGUUUGCUGACUAUGGAGAAUAACAGUUGUGAGAGUAUAAAUUCAGUUUAAUUCAGUUUGUCUGUGCUCCUGUGCUAGAGACAUGAAUUAAGCUGAAUUCAUGUCUCUAGCACAGGAGCACAGAAUUAAAUAAUGUUUUAUUAUUUGAAACGUCUAUUUCAAAAUACAAAGUAAAGUUUAGAAGUAUAGGAUUUGGUGUGGUGUUUGCAGAAGACUGUGCUUCACUUUUUUAUUGUUAACAGAAACUUGAUAAUCUGUUCCCUGAUUUAACUGGCCUCAAAAACGUCUUUGCCAAACAAAGGUUAGAAGAAGUGGUAAUUUUAGUGUUACAUGAUCAUUUUAACCAACAGGUUAUUCAGUGGCUCUAAACGUGUGGCUGUAUUAGCACUGUUGAGAGACAGCAAAGUCAACUGAGCAGUUUGAAUUUUUGCAGAAAAUCAAUUGUAGACAAGGGUACAAUUCAAAGCUUCAAAGCUCUGAUUCUUGACAAUAAUAAACACAUACAUAAUGA
Messenger RNA from Toxotes jaculatrix (banded archerfish), 1858 nucleotides. RefSeq names its product growth hormone-regulated TBC protein 1-A-like. Lineage: Eukaryota; Metazoa; Chordata; Actinopteri; Toxotidae. The transcript has 8 exons. The coding region runs from base 107 to 1159 and encodes 350 amino acids. The record is from RefSeq and is a predicted model, not a curated record.